CCUGUUGACUCAAGCCAACCCGGUGGUUCCCCCUCCCAUUCCCCCACUUUCAAGGGCAUACGAAAGCCUUGUCAAGGCUGAGAAAGUUAAUUCCUGAAGCCUGUAGUCUGCAGGUGUUGGCAGUAAUGCUACCUCCCUUUUUCUACCCCGAGUCAGAUAGAAACAAACAUGGGAAUUGUGUUUUGCUAGCAAUCUUAUCAACAAGGUCUUGUGACCCAUCUAGAAAAUGCACAAGAAACACAGAACUAAAUGUUUUGGUGGGCAGCAAUUAUGUGAAACCUGUUUAUUCUUAGAGUGACCUAACCCAUAAGAGUCUGGUUAUAAAAGAUUGUGUACAGCAACAAUAAAGCCGUCACUUGGGCCAUCAGCCCAGGGGACCCUCCUGUUCCCAAACUUUCUCUGCUCUCUUUUUUUCUUGCAUUCCCCUACCCUCAGGACCCUGACCUCAGUGUUUGUCGCACCAGCCGCUACAAGUGGCGCCCGAACAGGGACCUGACACAACAAGGAGGAAAGCGAAAGCGGACCGCGCGGCGUCUAAUUCAGGAUGAGGAAGCGCCACGCUGGGUCCCACUUCGGCUCCUCAGAGACAUUACGGUUGCGCCGAAAAAUGGCCAAACUGACAGAGACGGAGCCCCCCCAGAAGCGACAACGGCGGAGUCAUAAGGCGGGUACACCCACCUGGGGACAGAUAAAGAACCUGUUGACCCAGGCCACUGAUGUAGUGAUGUCCUCAGGUAGAGAGGUAACGGCCACACAUGUCUUCUUGGCAUGCCUGUGCAUUCUAACUACAACCGGAGAGUCUGCCCUCUAUUGGGCAUACAUGGUAGGUCCUCCUACAGUACAACCUGUAACAUGGAGAGACCCCACACCCAUAGUAUACACUAAUCUCACCUUUAUGGGAGGGGAAGAUGCAGGGUUUUUGCCCACUGUGUCGGCCUCUAUAAAUUGGACGGCACUCUCUGCAGGAGUACCCAUCUGCCUGCAAAGGGAGUCUAUGCCGUACAAACUUGCUUAUGGGUGUUUGGGUACGAAACCAGUAGGGCGGUCUAUUACUUAUACUAUGUGGCAAAAUGACAAGCGUCUUUCUGAAUGGGUACCCCGCUCUGUUGCCGCUUAUUGGCAAAAGAGAGAAUUAUUAGGAGAAUGGAUGUUUUUUGGACCGCAUGAUCCCCCUCAGAAUCUUCCUAUAUGUCCCUCAGCUGGUCAAGGCCUUACUGGGGACUCACCUUGGGGUAUAUGUGCCCAAUCCUCUUCUUUGAGGAUGACUCCUAAAGACAUAAACUAUACCAUUACAGAUUAUUCCCGAAAGGCCCAGCUAGCUCAGUCGGUAGAGCAUGAGACUCUUGAUCCCAGGGUCGUGGAUCCACCUCCUAGCGAGGUACAGGUACACCAUAAGAUUAUCCCACAAACCAUUUUGCAAUCCCCUGAAGGAAGAAUUCAUUCUGAUCUUUGGAAGUUAUAUGCUACCUUUGAUAAAAUAUAUACUAAUGACAGCUUUAGUUUUCCAGAAUAUUAUGUUUCUCCAGUUCUGCAAUUGCGUGCCUGUGUUCCUCCACCCUACUAUCUGAUUGUUGGAGAUGGGACCAUUACUCCAGUAAAAGAAGAUGGUCAUCAGUUAUACCGGCUGACGUGUCCUGCUUGUGUUUUGACCAAUUGUCUACCAGUAGAUGGACCCUCUAGAAGUGGAAUGAAGGUUUAUCUGGUCUUACAACCUCCCUACUGGAUGUUGCCAGUAUAUGUUACAGGACCUUGGUAUCCUAAUUAUGGGAUGCAAUUGGCUUUAGAAAUCAGUAAACGGCUGCGCAGGACCAAACGGUUUCUUGGACUCUUAAUUGUUGGACUCAUAGCAACAGUGACUGUAAUUGCCUCUGCAACUGUAUCUGUAAUAUCCUUACAUGAAAGUGCCCAAAUGGCAUCCCAUGUAAAUGAAUUGGCUCAUAAUGUAUCCAAGGUGUUUGCCACUCAAGAACGAAUAGAUCGUAAAUUGGAAGCCCAAUUAGAGGCACUACAAGAAGCAUUAAUGUAUCUUGGUGAUCAGUUUGCUGUUUUGCGUACCAGACUUUCUUUAAUUUGUCAUGAUGCAUAUAAGCAUAUCUGUGUUACCCCUUUAGAGUAUACCAAUGUCACAUGGGGACAAGUGCGUCGUCAUUUACAAGGGGUUUGGCAUGAUGCUAAUACUAGCUUAGACCUCUUACAGCUACAAGAAGAGAUAAAUGCUGUUGCAAGUAGCUCACUCAGUUUCCCUGACCCUGGAGAUCUCGCUGAAACCAUACUGCACCAACUUAAUGGGUUUAAUCCAUUUAAUAUUCUUCAGCAUUCCUUUUGGAUCUUUAUUGGAAUUGUUUCCGUAAUAUCUGUUAUACUUGUCUUGCUGUGUUAUUUCUGGAGAUGGGGUCUUACUGCCUUUACCACAUACCAAGCCAGGAUGCACAUGUUGCAAUUACAAACAAUAGGGGGACAUGUGGGGGGCCGGGCCCCGGUGCCAGGCUGAGACCGGGUCGAGCAAUGUUCCCCGUUGACUCAAGCCAACCCGGUGGUCCCCCCUCCCAUUCAUGUGGGAGGCCAGGCCCCGGCGCCAGGCUGAGACCGAGACCGGGUC
Neofelis nebulosa (Clouded leopard) is the source of this 2599-nucleotide messenger RNA. RefSeq names its product endogenous retrovirus group K member 6 Env polyprotein-like. Gene Ontology annotation, molecular function: structural molecule activity. NCBI's taxonomy places the organism in Eukaryota, Metazoa, Chordata, Mammalia, Carnivora, Felidae. Bases 545 to 2491 code for a protein of 648 amino acids. The transcript is spliced from 2 exons. The record is from RefSeq and is a predicted model, not a curated record.